AUGCCUCAUUCUCGAACUACUACAUCCUCGACAAUCGAGGCAACACCGGCGCCCGAUUUCCAAAGAAACCCGACCUCAGACUCGAGCACGCGAUCACAGAAACGAGGCUCCAAAAUGAGAUCCUCCUUCCAAAGGACCCAAAGCCGGAACGAUGAGUGGUCUCAAGGCCCAGAUGGAGGAUCGGGCUUCAGCUUUGUAGGCUGGUUCCGAUCCCUACGCUCGAAAAGAAAGGAGGGCAAAAUGGAUGACUUGGACACGCAGAACAGCGGUGUCGGGUCACGGAGUGACUCUCCUCCUCGGCUUCCCGAGCUGGGUCUCGAUGGCACGAGGUUGGAGCUGCUAGCUGAGGAGACGGGAUUUUCCGAAGUGGGACCGGAGAGACACGAGCUUUGA
Penicillium pulvis is the source of this 393-nucleotide messenger RNA. RefSeq lists its product as uncharacterized. The transcript has a single exon. The record is from RefSeq and is a predicted model, not a curated record. NCBI's taxonomy places the organism in Eukaryota, Fungi, Ascomycota, Eurotiomycetes, Eurotiales, Aspergillaceae. Bases 1 to 393 code for a protein of 130 amino acids.